CUGUGUGUGGAGGUGUCUGUACGAUAGAGUGUGUUUAUUGUAGCUGCUCCUGGUAAGCACGUUUAUGUGACCUGUUUAAUUAUAGUUUUCAAUAGUAAACCAAAUAAAUUGUAAGGAUAAAGAUACACUGAGGAGACCGGAGUUUGUGUGGCUGUUACGUUCAGAAGCUUAACAUGGGUUCCAGUGAAAGCAAAAUAGCUGUGGUAUCGACACCAAAGCCAGAGCCUAUUCAACAGCUCAAGUGUCGGCGUGUAGCUGAGCUCGCAGAUCCCCGAUCACCGUCCUGUGGGAUCGACCGUACACCUAUACAGGUGGGUGGUGCAACCUCUGGUGUUACUCAAGCUCAGUCAGUUGGACCAAUGUGUUUUGACCCACGAUCACCCACACCUGGCAUUGUUCGCACCCCACUGAAAAACAACAUGAAACUAACGGUCACAUCACUGGCUCGUAGACUGAGCACGUUCUUCCUCAAUGAUGUUGCUUCUGGUGAAUCUGCUUUUGCUAAUGUCCCUCCUGCGUCCUUCACUAAACACCCCAGCCUUCCCAGCGUGCAGCAACAGGAUGGGAUGAACUCCAGGGAGCCUCUUAUUCCACCUCAUUCCCAAGAUACCCUCAGUGCAGUCACAGACUGUCCAUCAACCCCAAAGGGCUCCUCACUGGGUUAUGGUUUCUUCUGCAGUAGUCCGUUUGUUGUUGUAGGAGAGCCUCAGGUGGAGGUGGAUGCUGACACCACACUGGAGGAGGGUGAGGAGGCUCUGCUGCUUGGAGGGUCACCUCUCAAUAAGGAGCUCAGCCUCAGCUUGCUCGCCUGCCGUGAAGGUGUUUACUCUCCCGAGUACUACCCUUCAGCUGACGAGCGUCCUUCUACUCCUCUUCCUCCAUCAGAUGAACUGCAAGGUGCAGAUCACUCCUAUGCUCUACCCUCGAUCACCUGUGAGCCCACACAGCCUGCAUCACCUGCCCAGCAAGCUAUCCUGCCUCCUGCACAGGAAGUCAAAGACAUUGCUCCUGUAGUGCCAGAACAAGCUCCAGUUCAGCCAGAGGAGCCCAAGUCAUUGCUUCCUGAAGCAGCCAACACUUCCAACAAGAGUGAAAUCUCCCUGCCUGCUUCAAUUUUGCCCAAAUUUGACCCAUGCAGUCCAAGUCAGGUUGUGUUUAAGCCUCAAUGGCUCGGUAAAGGAUUUGCAUCAGCAGGUGUCAGGCCCAGAGGAAUCCAGAACCGUGGACAGAGCCCUCUGUCCUUCCGCAAACCAAGCAUUGAUGAAAAUGAGAACAAGGUUGUGCUUACCAAGCAGAAACACAGAGGUAAAGCUCUUAUUGGUGAGGGUAGAUCUCCUCUUCAGGUCCUAAAGGAAACUAAUUCACCCAGAAAGAACAAUACACAGAUGAAGCUGAAAGUUUCUACUCCAGAGAAGCAGCGGUUUGGUCAGAUAGACAGAAGAGCGCUCAUUCUCUCCCUGAACAAGGAGAACUAGUGAUCCUGUACACUGAUACGGACUGAAAAACACUCACUACCAAACACUAUGUACAUGAGCUCUGAGUUUUUGUUAGGCAGCAGCUGUAAAAUGAUUCCAAACUUUUGUGUGUUCCAUGUGUGGAUGUACUUUUAUAUUUCUUUUCCUUCUUUCUUGUCCUUGUCUUACAUUUUCAUGAAAUGUAAAUAAAAUUAAAGAGAUGUUUUACUUUA
Messenger RNA from Trichomycterus rosablanca, 1687 nucleotides. It is a transcript of the gene cdca3, whose product is annotated as cell division cycle associated 3. Lineage: Eukaryota; Metazoa; Chordata; Actinopteri; Siluriformes; Trichomycteridae. The coding region runs from base 174 to 1475 and encodes 433 amino acids. The transcript has 7 exons. The record is from RefSeq and is a predicted model, not a curated record.